GCCAGUGUGUUUGUGGCGGAGAAACGCGACAGAAGGGUACGUUGCAGAGUGCGAAAACGAUCUUAGUGUUUGGGAGGGAGUGAAGUGCUUCUUGCCUUGGACUGUGGUAAACGAGUCAUUUAUUAAUCAGUCAUAAUAUCUGACAACGGUCACCCCGAGUCCAGCAGGUAACGCAGACGACCAAAAGACUUCAGGAUGGCUCCAAACGAAACCGCAGAGCAGAUGACCCAUCUUCGGAGGACGUAUAACCCUAAGUCUCUUGAGCACGACACUCCCUCUCAACACCCGGUCGAGGUUGGGCGCUGCCACCAGGUUCUGGACACCAAGCAGGCAGACCUUCGCAGUCUCGAUCAUGACACCAGAGCCAAGUCACAGGGGCCACCGAACACAGAUGAGAUGCUUGCAAAGUUGAAGUCUAAUGGAAUCAAAGCUGCUGCUCUCACAUUGUUUCUGCACUUCUACGGAAAUCAAAGUGUGCUCGGCCAAAUGAAGAAGGACCCGAGAGUUGACUCCUGGUUCUAUUCUUCCCCGACUCCCACCUUACUGAUAUCCCUCGCCUACAUAGCCGGCGUCACCUACAUCGGACCGCGCCUGAUGCGAGGCCGCGAAACCCCCAAGUGGCUCCGGGGAACGAUGGUGUUUUACAAUAUUGUGCAGGUUGUGUUUUGCAGCUGGAUGUUCUGGGAGGCAGGUGUAGCUGGCUGGUUUGGCUCCUACUCCUUCAUCUGUCAACCCUGCGACUUCAGUAACAGCCCCUCCGCCCUCAAGAUGCUUCGUGCUGCCAUCUCUUACCACGCAUCCAAGUUCCUUGACUUCUUCGAUACUAUCUUCUUCGUCCUGAAUCACAAGUACACCCACGUCUCCCUACUCCACGUAGCUCAUCAUGCCCUCAUGCCCAUCGGUUUAUGGUACGGCGUCCGACACGAGCCUGGUGGUCAGACCACGUUCUUCGGCUUCCUGAACGGUUUCAUCCACAUUGUGAUGUACACGUACUACCUGCUGGCAGCCAUGGGUCCUCGCGUGCGACCCUUCCUGUGGUGGAAGAAGUACCUCACCACCCUCCAGAUGGUGCAGUUCAUUACCAUGUUCGUCCAUUCCCUACAGAGUCUUGUAUUCGGGUGUCCGGCUGGUCUUCCUCUUAUGAAAAUCAUCAUGGUCAUGGCAGCGAUUUUCCAGGUGCUGUUUACAGAUUUCUACAUCAAAGCUUACAAAACCAGAACCAACAAGGCGGCGUCCAAGGCCAACUAGUCACUGCCGAUUUGUCCCGAUAUUGGGAAUGAUGGAACAGCGGCACCGGAUCCCGGAUGAGGAUCAGGGUUUAUACAUGACUUCUGUCCAGGUCUCGUGAAGAGCUGGCAAGAUCCCACAGCAAAGCAACGAAAUGUGAUGAAUGUUAGUAAUCUGAUUUACAUAACUGCACAUUAUAAAAUGCAUGUUUUUCAAGUACUAUUUUUAUAUGAAACUAUUUCUGAAAUAUUUUCUCGUUGCUUUAACAGGCGAGAAUCUACCAGGAAAAUUAUAAAAAAAAAAAAAAAGGAUCCCAAUACAGGUUACUGUUUAGAGGUGUGGUGAUGAUUCCCUUUCAACUGACUGAGCUGCAGAAUAGACAAUAUAUAGCACAGGAAUGCAAGUUAAAAGCAUAAAUAAUGAAGGAUUGAAAUCACUCGCUUAUAUAAAGCUGAAGUACAAAGGACUCGAAAUGUCCAUGAAACGCUUCAUUACCAAAA
Messenger RNA from Scylla paramamosain (green mud crab), 1727 nucleotides. Its product is annotated as very long chain fatty acid elongase AAEL008004-like. The transcript is spliced from 9 exons. Gene Ontology annotation, biological process: fatty acid elongation, monounsaturated fatty acid; fatty acid elongation, saturated fatty acid; fatty acid elongation, polyunsaturated fatty acid. NCBI's taxonomy places the organism in Eukaryota, Metazoa, Arthropoda, Malacostraca, Decapoda, Portunidae. Gene Ontology annotation, cellular component: endoplasmic reticulum membrane. The record is from RefSeq and is a predicted model, not a curated record. Bases 196 to 1248 code for a protein of 350 amino acids. Gene Ontology annotation, molecular function: fatty acid elongase activity.